Messenger RNA from Fusarium musae, 387 nucleotides. RefSeq names its product argininosuccinate synthetase (gene ARG1). The record is from RefSeq and is a predicted model, not a curated record. Lineage: Eukaryota; Fungi; Ascomycota; Sordariomycetes; Hypocreales; Nectriaceae. Gene Ontology annotation, molecular function: argininosuccinate synthase activity; ATP binding. The transcript has 4 exons. Gene Ontology annotation, biological process: L-arginine biosynthetic process; urea cycle. Gene Ontology annotation, cellular component: cytoplasm. The coding region runs from base 1 to 387 and encodes 128 amino acids.
AUGUCCAAAGGCCGUGUCUGUCUUGCUUAUUCUGGAGGUCUCGAUACCUCUACUAUUUUGAAAUGGCUCAUCCUCGAGGGCUAUGAGGUUGUGUGCUUCCUCGCCGAUGUUGGUCAGGUCGAGGACUUCGAUGCUGUCGAAAAGAAGGCCCUCGCUCUCGGCGCGGAGCGCAUGAUCAUUGAAAAUCUUCAGAAGGAGUUCGUCGAGCAGAUCGUUUUCCGAGCAAUCCAGUGCAAUGCCAUCUAUGAGGACCGAUACCUCCUUGGAACUGCUCUGGCCCGACCUGUAAUCGCUCGCGCCCAGGUUCGCGUUGCUGAGAAGUACAACUGCAAUCUUCUGAGCCACGGCUGCACAGGCAAAGGCGUAAGCAAAACCCUCAGACUUUGA